Messenger RNA from Pecten maximus, 3251 nucleotides. Its product is annotated as E3 ubiquitin-protein ligase RNF170-like. Bases 755 to 1570 code for a protein of 271 amino acids. The record is from RefSeq and is a predicted model, not a curated record. Gene Ontology annotation, molecular function: ubiquitin protein ligase activity. NCBI's taxonomy places the organism in Eukaryota, Metazoa, Mollusca, Bivalvia, Pectinida, Pectinidae. The transcript has 5 exons.
AGACCAGAAGUAAACAUUAGUACAACAACACAAACAAAUGUGAAGGAACAUGUUAAGUAUCACAACAAUUUAACAACCCAAACAAAUGUUAAGGAACAGGAAAAAUCACAUUCCUGGCGAGUGCCCUGAAAGGAAUCAAACCCAGGUGUCUGGCGUGAUAAUCCUCAGCUCUACUUUCUGAGCCAAAGCACUUAGUAGCAUUCUCCAUCAGCUGAGUGACAGAGACGGAAACAACUGAUUUCUGAAAUUGUGAAUUAAUAAAUCAUAUCUUGAAACUGAAUCUAGAUUGGGAGUCAGAGGACUGCCAGAGCUGAUCACAAAAAAUAAUGAGAAGCGAUGCUACACCCUGCACUUCCAUGCUUAUUUCGAUAUUCAAAUUGCAUGAAGCAUUGUCUCUUAUUGAUUUUGAAGGAUAUUUUUAGUAUAUCCAUGUACUAUUUUCUGUAUAGGUUUUGAUUUUUUCCCUGUAUAAAAGCCUUACUGGUUGAUAACACUGUUUUAAUCAUCUUGUCAUUUUAUCAAUUUGUUGUUUUAUGAUGCAAUUAAUCCUAAGCUCAGUAUUUCCACAAGUAUUAGUAAUUCUAUAUAAUCAUUCAACACUGUUACUAUUAAAGCAAUGCAUCACUUUAAACAAGUAAUCUGUAUUUUCUGCAGGCAUAUAUUUUAUGUGUAACUAUUGCAGCAUUUUUUCUUUAUCUGACAGUGUUUGUGAGAAUACUACAUAUCUUGAGAUAACUUGUGAUCCAGCCCUGGCAUGGCAGGUUAUAUGCUAAAAACAAACAUUGUAGAAGGUGUUGGAGAUGAAUUGAUAUAUGCUGUUGCUGCCUUUAUUGGAAUUCUUGUACCAAUGUGUAUAUUCAUAGCAAGGAGAAGAAACAGUUUCGAACAAUAUCAUAUCCAUCCAGACAAUGAAGACAAUGUGAGAUUUGCACGAGAAAGAAUCCAUGGAAAUCUGUCGGCAAAUGGUGCAGGAGAGACCCCUGGUGAUCAGAAUCAGUCCACUAGUUACCGAGCCAGAGAAACACAAACAAACCUUAACUGUCCUAUCUGUCUUGGGGAUCUGGAAUACGGUGUGGAUACAAACUGUGGUCAUUAUUUCUGUGGUAAUUGUAUAAUAGCCUAUUGGCAGCAUGGCAGUUGGCUUGGAGCAGUAGCCUGUCCUGUUUGUCGACAACAAGUAACACUCCUCCUGGUGGCGUUUACUACAGAGGAAAACAACAAUAAUAGUCAAGAAAAACAAAAUAUAUUGGACGAAAUCAACAGCUACAAUCGACGCUUCUCUGGACAACCACGAUCUAUUGGAGAACACCUGCGCGACCUACCUACACUGAUGAGACAUUUUGUAGGAGAAUUUUUUUCUGUUGGAGGACUAAUUUGGAUGUUUCGUCUGCGAGUUAUUGUUUGUUUUGGCGCUGCCCUUGUGUACUUCAUAUCUCCACUGGACAUAAUACCAGAAGCUAUGUUUGGAAUAUUUGGCCUUUUAGAUGACUUGUUUAUUUUACUUUUACUAGCAAUUUAUAUAAGUAUUAUCUAUAGACAAGUUGUUCAGAAUCGAGCCGGUGCUCGUUAAUCUGCAGCAGUAUGAAGUAUUGUCCAAAGUGCCCUCACAUUAAGAUUUUGAUGCUAUUUAUUGAUACAAAAUAAUGUUUGAUAUGUUGUUAUUAAUGCUGUAUUUUUAUGCAAUUGUAAACUGAUGACCGGUUAUUAAAUCAUAAUCACUUUUGCCACCUAGCCAUUAAGCUAAAUUAACUUAAAUGCUUUUCUACAUACUUUAAUAUUAUUGUCAUCUGAAUGUUAGUUUUUUGUGUUCCUACAUCCUUAUCAAUAUAAAAGAGUUGAUUGUAUUUUAAAAGAAAGCUGUAUUUUUUCACAACCUACCUCGGUUGCCUGUGUCAUUAAAAGUCGGUAUAUCAAAACCAGUUUCUGAUUUAACUCGUGACUUAACUGAUCAUCUUCAUGAGACAAAACAUUAGCGACCAGUGAAGAGUAUGAUUGUAUCAAACCGGUAAGUCUUCAUGUCUUCACCUAAUCAUAGAUGGGUGAGGGUCUAUGGUACCCCUCGUCUCCAUUUAGAACCAUCUCAACAGUGGGUAUCUAAAUCGCUUCCUUCACUUGCCACCUUUGUGAAAAUGUUGCUCUCUCCCUGUCAAGCACUUUGAAUUAUUCUGAUCAAUGACAUUUUAUUUGUUGUGCAGAGUUAUGUCUGUUUACGGCCAGUUCUUAAUCAGGAGUAGGGGUCCAUAGACUUAAACAUCUGUGCUCAGGUUCUUAAUAAAGUGUAGUGAAAUCACUUUGUGCAAACAUAGUGUAGCAAAAUUGACUUGUUGAAUUGAUACAUUCUGAUACACUCCAUACCUCUGUGUAAAUAAUCUUCACUGGUAUUUUUUUCUGGUGAAGUCACCAAAACAUCACAAAUGAAAUCCAAUACUGGUUGUGAUAUAUCAACAUCUUCUCACAUACAGCUCACCUACUAGAAAUGUUUCAAAACACCUGGCUGCCUGUUAUAUACGUACUGGGUAUUGCCCAUUAUAUGUAAAAUAAGCUAUUUUUUCAAGCAUUCUAAUCACCUUCUGUCUGUCGUUUUGUCUCUCUUCUCUGUAAAAAAAAUCUACAUUUUUGAUUUCUCAGAAACCCAUGAACCCGAUUUCAAUGAUUUUUUUUUCAGAAACCUUCCAUGGCCAAAGGUCAACCAAAAGAUUGAAUUCUUUGGUCCCCCAGGGGCCAGAGGGGUGGGGUAAAAAAAAGAGGGUCAAAUUGACUGAAAUUUUUAAAAUCUUUAUUUCAAGACACAAAUAAGGUAGAAUCAAAUACUCUUCCUAAAUGAAAGGGUCUGGAGGUGCUUUACCAAAAUUGUGAAUUUCAUGACCCGGAGGUUUCACGUUUUCCCCUGGGGAGGAGGUAAAAUUCACUGUAGUUUGUAUAAGGAAGAUUAACAUUAUUUGUUGUGACGCGCAUAUAACAUGUAUAUCUACGUCAAAGUUGAAUUGCCAUGGACAAUCAACAUGGGAUGGCAGUUUGAUGUUAUAAACAUUUUGGCCCUGCCCGAUACACGGGGACUAAUGAACAGGGUGAAAUUGACUGAAUUAUUUUAGAACUUAUGUUACCGUUAUUAUAAGGCCUAUGGGCAUCUUGUGUAAAAUUCAUAUUAACCCUAUCAACAGAUAUUCAUGCAUAUAUCCGGUAAGUAUACGUGGACUAUUACGAAUGCUUUUACAUUGUAUGUGAUGAAUAAAUUAUUGAAUGCAAUAAGA